UGGAAAUUCUAAUGAUGCAAGGCAGUGCAGGCCUGCACUUCCUCUUCCUGCUCAGCACAGGCAGCAGGGCUGGGCCACCCAGUCUCCUGGGGAGAGCUCAAAGCAAGCAUGGAUCAAGAAGCCGUGGGCAACAUCGUCCUGCUGGCCAUCGUCACCCUCAUCAGUGUGGUCCAGAACGCGUUCUUUGCCCACAAGGUGGAGCAUGAAAGCAAGACCAGCAAUGGGCGCAGCUUCCAGAGGACGGGGACGUUUGCCUUUGAGCGCGUCUACACUGCCAACCAGAACUGCGUAGACGCAUACCCUACCUUCCUUGUGGUGCUCUGGACUGCCGGGCUUCUUUGCAGCCAAGUUCCUGCUGCCUUCGCUGGACUGAUGUACUUGUUUGUGAGGCAGAAGUAUUUUGUGGGCUAUCUGGGGGAGAGAACUCAGAGCACCCCUGGCUACAUAUUUGGGAAACGCAUCAUCCUGUUCCUGUUCCUCAUGUCCCUUGCUGGUAUCUUCAACUAUUACCUCAUCUUCUUUUUCGGAAGUGACUUUGAAAACUACAUAAAGACCAUAACCACCACUAUCUCCCCUCUCCUGCUCAUUCCCUAGCUCUCUGCUGAAUUCAGGGCUGGCACUCUCUGCUAAUCAAUACUUGGAAGUCAUCAUAACUCAACUCUUUACAGGAUUUAGCGCCUCUUUAGAUAGCUGUAAAUCUGAUGACCAUCUGGGCUUCACAGCUUGAGUUAACCUUGCUUUUCCAGGAAGAAAAGAGAUUUCAUGUCAGCUCUGCCUCUCUGACAUGGCAAUGACCCCAGAUUUAUCAUUCAGAUCCAUGCUGUAUAUUUCAUGAUGUAUCACUCUUUCUGAAGAUGUUUUAUGACCAGAUGUAUGUUUUCCUAAAAUAAAAGUCACAGACAA
Cavia porcellus (domestic guinea pig) is the source of this 903-nucleotide messenger RNA. RefSeq names its product arachidonate 5-lipoxygenase activating protein (gene Alox5ap). The record is from RefSeq and is a predicted model, not a curated record. NCBI's taxonomy places the organism in Eukaryota, Metazoa, Chordata, Mammalia, Rodentia, Caviidae. Bases 109 to 594 code for a protein of 161 amino acids. The transcript is spliced from 5 exons. Gene Ontology annotation, molecular function: glutathione peroxidase activity; enzyme activator activity; glutathione transferase activity. Gene Ontology annotation, biological process: leukotriene biosynthetic process. Gene Ontology annotation, cellular component: membrane; endoplasmic reticulum; nuclear envelope.